Ostertagia ostertagi is the source of this 378-nucleotide messenger RNA. NCBI's taxonomy places the organism in Eukaryota, Metazoa, Nematoda, Chromadorea, Rhabditida, Trichostrongylidae. The record is from the annotation of a GenBank genome assembly.
AUGACGAAAAGAGGUGAAACCCUGAUGAUGUUUGUAAAUGUUCGAGAUCCGCAAGUACCAUCAAAAAAGGACAGAUCUUAUACUGAGAAGAUAACGGAACUUUGGCGCUCAAUGCUUCGCAAUAAUCACGUCCAAUGUCAGAUGCCACAACCUAUGCAGUGGUCACUGCCUGAACAUUACAAACGAGAGUGCAAGAACCUUGAAGAAGUUGUCACAAGGAUACUUGGUCCAAAGCUUGAAAAGAACAUUUUGGCUCAAUUGAUGCCGAAGCACACAAGCACACCAACUUACUACCAAUUAGUCAAGACCCAUAAGUUGGUUCGUCCAUCAAAACGAGAAACUGAAUGUCGUUUAUCACAUGAUCUCGACAUCAUGUAA